This is a messenger RNA of Brassica oleracea var. oleracea, 2941 nucleotides long. RefSeq names its product protein MEI2-like 2. NCBI's taxonomy places the organism in Eukaryota, Viridiplantae, Streptophyta, Magnoliopsida, Brassicales, Brassicaceae. Bases 216 to 2633 code for a protein of 805 amino acids. The transcript has 13 exons. The record is from RefSeq and is a predicted model, not a curated record. Gene Ontology annotation, molecular function: RNA binding.
CUCUGUUCUCACCCUGAGUAAACAAAAAUUAAAAAAUUCGGGUAUUUUCCUUCAUUCUUCUCUGACGCUCUGGUUUGUGUAAUUUCCCGGCAACGGAGGAGGAAGAGUGUAAGCAAGAAAUUACUCUUCUUCUACGAAACAGAAACAUACCUCUCUCUCCUUCGAUUCUCUUCCUCUUUAGUUUGAUCAAAAGCUUUCUUUUUCUUUUUCUGUUCAUGGUUUCCUCCAUCGCAGUUGGUGACGCCAAAAAGAUGGAGUUAGAAUCCAAGGAAUCACUAUCUGCUGACAUGCCAUCUUUGCUGAGAAGAUCAGCUGAAGCUUUUAAUGGAGGCAGUGAAUAUCGUUCUGCAACUGAUCUAAGCAUAUUCUCUAGUUCAUUGCCUACACUUUUUCAUGAAAAGCUGAAUAUGACCGAUUCAGAUAGCUGGCUCUCACUUGAUGAUAACUCACCCAAUCUGAACAAACUCGUCAUGGGAAACUCAGAGAAGGAUUCUUUGGAAGAUGCCGAACCUCAUUCUUUAGAAAUCUUGCUUCCUGAGGAUGAAAACGAGCUUCUUCCUGGCCUCAUUGAUGAGCUUAAUUUCAGCGGCCUGCCUGAUGAACUUGAAGAUCUUGAUGUAUUUUGCACUGGAGGGGGUAUGGAGCUGGAUGCUGAAUCCCAACGCGAUGCUGCAAGUUCAUUUGUUACUCGUAAACGCUCCAAUACAUCUUUCAGAGUUUCAGUGGAGCAUCCAAACGGUGAACAUCCUUCAAGGACAUUGUUUGUGAGGAAUAUCAACAGCAGUAUCGAUGAUUCAGAGUUAACCGCUCUCUUUGAGCCGUUUGGGGAGAUCAGGAGUUUGUACACAGCAUGCAAAAGCAGAGGUUUUGUAAUGAUAUCCUACUAUGAUAUCCGAGCUGCUCAUGCCGCAAUGCGUGCACUGCAGAACACUCUCUUAAGAAAAAGGACACUGGACAUUCACUACUCCAUUCCUAAAGAAAAUCCGUCAGAGAAGGAUAUGAAUCAAGGGACUCUUGUGAUUUUUAAUGUGGACUCAACUGUAUCAAAUGAUGAGCUCCUUAAGCUGUUCGGUGCCUAUGGUGAAAUAAGAGAGAUUAGAGAAACCCCAAACAGGAGAUUCCACAGGUUUAUUGAGUACUAUGAUGUUAGAGAUGCAGAGGCAGCUCUAAAAGCACUGAACAGAAGUGAGAUAGGUGGGAAAUGUAUAAAGCUCGAACUUAGCCGUCCUGGAGGAUCCCGUCGAGUCUCGGUCCCGUCAACAAGUCAAGAUAUGGACAGACACGAAGUUUCAAGUUUCCUAGCUUCACAGGUUGCCAAUUCUCCACCAGGUAACUGGCCCAUUGGCAGCCCCUUGAAGGGCUCUCCCACGCAUGCCUUUCCGAGGCCACCCGGUCUAGGAAUCAUCAGGCCGUUUAACCGAGAUAACAUGCCUGGAUUAGCUUCAGUUCUCCCUGGUCAGACCUCCAGCUUUCAUGGAUUUUCGCCAGUCAGUAACGACCAAGGGCUAUUGAAUCAUCCAAACCAAACUAUUCUGAAUAACGCUUUGAUGCACAACGUCUCCUAUGGGCAACCUCAUUCGUUGCCAGAGCAUAUAGGAGGGGGAAUUUCGAACUCCAUGAGGUUUGUAGCUCCACCACAAUCCUCAGGUUUCGGGACUUCCUCUGAUAACAGCUAUCGCUGGGGAAGCCCUCCUCAGCAUAUGAAUUACCCUGGUGCGUCGUCGUCAUCAUCAUCACCAACUGAACGUCCUUUUGCUGUAAGGCAUGGUUUUCCUUUUGCCGAGAGGCAAGUUUCACUGCUUGGGAAGUACCAGCAUCAUGUGGGCUCUGCUCCUUCAAGCACUCAUUUUAAUACCUACACGGGACCAUCAGAAGUAUCCUCUCUGAUACCCCUUGGAUUUGGUGAUAUGGGAAUCAACAAAAGCUAUAUCAAUCCUCAUGGAAAAGCGAACCUUGGUGUUAGUCUUCAGGGAAACCAUAACAAACAGGACUUCUCUGGCUUUGGCAUGUCCUCAUUGCCUUUCGGUGGGAGUAGAGGACAUGAGCCCUUUGCUGAGCAAGGUAGGAUCCAACACAUAGAUGGUGGGCAGUAUCAUAUUGACUUGGAUAGAAUUGCUACUGGAGAUGAUAAUCGGACUACAUUAAUUAUCAAAAACAUCCCAAACAAGUAUACUUACAAGAUGCUGGUGGCUGAAAUAGACGAGAAGCACAAGGGAGACUAUGACUUUCUGUGCUUACCUAUAGACUUUAAGAAUAAGUGCAACAUGGGUUAUGCUUUUGUCAACAUGGUCUCUCCAUUGCACAUUGUUCCCUUCCAACAGACCUUCAAUGGUAAGAUAUGGGAAAAAUUCAACAGUGGGAAAGUAGCUUCAUUGGCAUAUGCAGAGAUCCAAGGAAAGUCUGCUCUUGCUUCAUACAUGCAGAAUCCAAGCACUAUGGAGGACGAGAAGCAAUUGUUUCCAGAAGUCUCCCACCACAAUGAUGAGGGUCAAGACUCCAAGGAUCAGGACAGACGUUUUUCAAGCAUUUGGAACAUAGCAGCGCCUGAUUCUGAUUGGUCCUACACAAUGGAUGUUAUCGAGAAUCCUAGGAAGAACAUCGACUCCAAGAACUUUGUACAAGAGUCUUCUUAAACCCCAAGCUGGGAACUCUAACCCACUAUCAAAGGUAAAAAGUGUACAUAUCGGUUGCUAUAUGGAAGAAACAUAUGUACAGAGUAUCAAGGCUUGUAUCUUCCUCGCAACAGAGUAGCAGGUUUUUAGGGAUUACUUCACACGCAAAAAAAAAAAAACAUCCCUUCUUUUAGUACGUUACUUUAUUUGGGAAACUUCUCUUUGUCAGUAUUUGUAUAUAUGUAUCAUACUCUUGCGUGUACAUCCUUGUGUCCAUGUGAAAGACAUGAUCAGUGUUUAGUUGUUUCGUUACAACGAACUCGUUAUAA